AUGGACUCUGAUAUCGCGAACGCGCCUUUCCGCGCUGAGUUUGUUAUUCCUUCGAUCGGGCGGCCCGCCGCAGAAGGCGACGGCACUUGUACAUACCUUUGUGGCAACUCUCUUGGUUUGCUUCCGAAGCGUUCGCAAGCCCUUGUCCAGGAGGAGUUUGCCAUCUGGGGUUCAAGAGGUGUCGAAGGCCAUUUUGAUCACCCGCACGGACGCGAUUGGGUGUCUAUCGCAGAUACGUGCACGCCAUUACUUGCAGAGAUCGUCGGCGCAAAGACCUCCGAGGUCGCAUGUAUGGGGACGCUCACGGCGAAUCUGCAUCUUAUGAUGAACACAUUCUACAAGCCCUCCGGAAACCGCUACAAGAUCCUCUGCGAAGGAAAGGCAUUCCCGUCAGACCAGUACGCAUUUGCUUCGCAAGCAAACCUGCACGGCUAUGAGCCGAGUGACGCAGUUCUCGAACUAUUCCCUCGUCCAGGGGAGCACACGCUUCGCGAAGAGGAUAUUCUCAAGGUUAUCGCUGAACAGGGUUCAACCAUCGCUCUGGUGAUCUUCAGUGGUGUUCAAUAUUACACCGGCCAAUGGUUCCCCAUGGAACGCAUUACGAAGGCGGCCAAAGCGCAAGGUUGCAUCUGCGGCUGGGAUCUGGCUCACGCAGUUGGGAAUGUUCCCCUCUCACUUCAUGAUUGGGGUGUCGACUGGGCUGUGUGGUGCAGCUACAAGUACCUAAACUCAGGGCCAGGAGGCAUUGCUGGAUUGUUUGUUCAUGAGAGCUGGGACGACCGUCUUAUUACCAAUUAUGCCGGUUGGUGGGGACAUGAUCUAUCAACGCGCUUCGCUAUGCCGCCCAAGUUCCAGCCAAUACGGGGCGCCGGUGGCUUCCAACAAUCCAAUCCUCCAGUCCUCUGCGUCGUGUCGCUUCUCGGCUCCCUACAGAUCUUCAAAGAGGCUGGGAUGAUGCCAGCUCUGCGUGCACGAUCUGUCAGAUUAACGGGCUAUCUUCAGUCGAAGCUGGUUCGAUCGAGAUUCUAUGUUCCGGUCGAGGAGAUUGCUUCGCGAUACCCUGAAGACGGCUCGAAUACAUCGCCAGCGUUCACCAUCAUCACCCCUCUAGAUCCAGACUCACGAGGCACGCAGCUCUCGCUUGCAUUCUUGCCGCUCGGCACGGGGGUGAUGCUGAAGAUCUUCGAUGGAUUGAAGGCUCACGGCGUCAUUGGGGACGAGCGCAAGCCCGAUGUCAUUCGCCUUGCACCCACGGCACUCUAUAAUACCUCUGAAGACUGUGACAAGGCUGCGAGGCACCUGGAAGAGGUUUUCGAAAACCUUUCUGCAUAA
Molecule: messenger RNA, 1332 nt
Organism: Peniophora sp. CBMAI 1063
Lineage: Eukaryota; Fungi; Basidiomycota; Agaricomycetes; Russulales; Peniophoraceae
Source: the annotation of a GenBank genome assembly